UAUAAGCUGCAACGACUGAUCGGCUAGAUAUUUACAGAACGAUCGUUUCUAAAGGAGUGCUGUGUCAUUUUUUGUUUUUGUUCGUUCCAACGUCGCGCGUGGCGCAUCAUCGUUGGACCUGAUCAUCGUCAUCGCUGUUUCAUCGCUGGAUCGUUGGAACAUCGAUAUCGGAAUUCGAUCGGCUGACCGAUCCUCAUCGACGACGUUUCUGCACGUGGCUCGACCUGCUUGCCGCCCGUCAACCUCGAUCAACCUCGGUCGUCGUCUUGGACGCGUUGUCGCGGUGGUGGUGGUGGUGGUGGUGGUGGUGCAUGGACCUUUUCUCGACGGAUUUGCUACGCAUUUUAUCGCGCCCCUGGGCGCCUCCUUCUCUGUCUAUCCCCGUCUCGCUCCGUCCUCUUCUUUCGUUUCGCUCGUUCUCGCGCCUUCUCCUCGUCUCUCCUUCUCUCGGUUUCUCUCUUGCUGGAUUCCCGUGUGCCGUCUCCCUCUACCCCACGCUUACCUACCCCUCCACCUGUCUGCCGCGCCGCUGCACACCCUCUCUUCCCUCCGCCAACCCUACUCGCACGAUCACGUACACCCGUACAAUUUUCCCUAUCCCCACCUACCGCGCGCCUUCUCUACCUUCCGCACGCGUUUUCUUUAUUUAUUCCGCGAUUCCACGGAGCAACGCAACGCUUCGCACACGAUGAAACGCGCGGCUCUUCCGUCCUCGCCUUUUUGAAAUCGUCGUCUCGCGUGCCAAUUCGCGAACGGGACUCGCCGCGGUAUUUCCAACUGGUCUCGCUCCCUGACCAUUGGUUACAUUUGUUGCCGAUUUCGUCGGCCACGCUCGACGAGACCGUCUCGUAAAAUCGACGCGAAUAACUACCGCUCUGCCGCUUCUCUCGCUCCCCCCACCUUUCCGCGUCGUCGACGUUCCUCACCGUUUUCUUCUCUUUCUUCGCCUCGUUCGCCUCCUACUCCUCUUCCUCCCCCUUCUCCCCUCUGCCUCCUCUACCUGCUGAUCUUUCGUCGCGUACGGUGUCUCGUUUUGUCGGACUAACGUUACUCGCAACGUCAUAUCGGUUCGCUCGUGUCCGUCCUUGGAUCGCAUAUGCACGUCGUAAACGCAACCGCGUGAAACGACGAUGCGAUCGCGUUUACCGGUCGACUGGUGAAAAAUCGAUCCGGUAUUCCCGCGCUUGGUCUGCCGCUGCCACCGUCUCUCGAACAACGCGGACGAUCGCGUCCGGAUCGACCACGGAAUCGGCUGCGUCGCGACCCUCGUUCCACGUCGACAUCGUCACCGUCCCGGGCCUCAUCCUUAUAACACCGGCAAUCACCUGUCACCAUCUGCACCAUCGCCGAUCACGUGGCUUGCUCGACGGCGACGUUGUACGACAAUGUUCACGCCGCGCCGCUAUGCGGCUCCGGCGUGGGCCACCCUGGCUCCGUCACGCCGAUGGGGUCAGCCACCGGAGCGGGGAAUUCCACCGGGGUAACCUGGUGGGCCAUGAUGAACGGUUCCCUCUACGAGGACAGCCCGCCACCGGUCCCGCCAACUGCUUCCAGCCUCGUGUCGAUUCAACAACAAGCAACAUCGACACCAGCUUCCCAUCAGCAAGCCACUACACCGACCUCACCAGCUGCACCGGCAUCCUCUGCUACGAGCGCGCCUUCGGCGCCCACAGCCAGCGCCAGCUCGACCUCGCCGAGCGCCUCCUCGGUGGCGAGCAACAGCGCGCCAGGCCCGCUCCAUAUACCCGCCAAGAGAUUGACGGCGACACCAGCCGCUUCCUCUUACGGCGAAGUCGGCUGCGUCGAGUCCACCGCCGCGCCCGCCGCUGGACCAGCGGGUGUCAUUCGUCAUUCCCAUUCGUCCUCGGCUGGCUCCCAAGGAGGUUGGAGUUACAGUCCCCAUCAUCCCCAGGACUCUCAUUACUCGUCUGCCGCGGCCGCGGCUGACUCCCUCAAUCAUCACCAAACCUACGGGGGUAACAAUCCCCCGACCUAUUACAAUCUGGCGGCCGACCCUACCUCCACUUCCGGAUCCUCCAGGGACAACCGGAAAGCCAGCACGCUCAGCUUUUGGUCGCCAGCCGCGGCGACAGCGGGUUCCGCCGCCACCGCCGGCUCCACUUCCGAUUACAAGUCUUAUAACUCGGCCGGUGUCGCCACCACCAGCUCCUCGACCGGGGCUGGCUCUUCCUCCGUGGCAACUGGUGCCACAGAUCCGGCCGUUUCUUCCUGUCAUCAGAGCUUCUCUCAGAGCUGGUGCAAUUACGCGCCGUACACCACGGCUAGGCAUCACCAUCCGGUCGACACGGCUGGCCAUCAUCAUCCACACUCGCAAGCCGGCGUCCCGUAUUUGGCGCCGUCCGCGGCGGACGACCGAGGAAGGGUCACUGCCGCGAUGGUAGCCGCCGAAGGCGCUUUCCCGCAUGACGGAUACGGUGGCCUUAGGAAUUACGGGGCGCCCGAACCUGUUACCUCCAGUCCGUACCCACCUCCAGUGAUGUGGGGUUCCUCCCCAUCUUCGUUGUUUCCCGCAGGUUCCCUGGCGGGAGUCGGCGUCGGUGUCGGCGUACCCGGGAUGGGCGUUGGUUGCGGAAGCUCGAACCCUCUGGAAUGGACCGGUCAAGUGACGGUGAGAAAGAAACGCAAGCCGUACUCCAAGUUCCAGACGCUGGAGCUUGAAAAGGAGUUCCUGUUCAACGCGUACGUGUCGAAGCAGAAGCGAUGGGAGCUCGCGCGCAACCUAAAUCUGACCGAGCGACAGGUGAAGAUUUGGUUCCAGAACCGACGUAUGAAAAAUAAAAAAAACAGUCAGCGGCAGUCGCAGCAACAGAAUAACAACAACAACAGUAGCGCCAACAACGCGAAUCAUCACGCGGCGACCGGUAGUCACCACCAUCCGAGCGCCGCACAUGCGCCACCCUCGAGUCACCACGUGGUCGCGCAGGCGCACCACGCGAAUGGUUCCGCGAAGCAUCAUCAGUGACCCGUGGCCUUCUCUGGGGUCGUCUUCGGCCAUCAUCAUCAUAGCCAUGGCUCAACGAACGGUUGUGUCGGAAAUGGGACUGGAACCGCGACCGGGACCACGACCGGGACCGGAACCGGGACUGGAAACGGCACUGGUCAUUCCGGCGGCCACGCGAGUCUGGUUACAGGUCACAGCCACACGCUUCACGCGCCCCAACCUCAAACACCUCUGCCGACCCACGCCGCCGGUGCCUCCAACACCGUCACGCCCCCCACCGCUGUCGUUCAUCCUCACAUUCACGCACAUGCUCAUCAUCAUCAGUUGGCGCACGUGGCUCAGCAGUAUCCUGCGCUUCUUCAUCAGACGCCUCAUGGCCUGGCUGCCUGAACGCGAGAUCCUUCAGGUUUUGACGCCCCAGAGAAAUCCUGGAUCGGUCGUGCCAUCGUACACGGCUCGACCUUGCAACGCAACUUCUCAUCACCGUCGUCGUCGUCGUCGUCGUCGUCGUCGUCGUCAUCGCUGGAAAUCGGCAUCCACGACAACGCCGUAUAGAUAGAUAUGUACCCGCACACUUAUCAAACUUCGUUCAGCAGCUAUUUAAAGACUGCCUACCACUUGUAAGGAAAGAUAAUGUUUCGCGAGUAGUAUAUUAUUAUUAUAAUAUUAUUUUAUUAUAAUUAUAAUUAUUAUUAUUAUUAUUGUCGAUCAUCGUCAUCUUUAUCGUCAAUCAUGUUAAUUAGCCAACGGAGGGAUACUGUUGUAUAGAAGAGCGUGACUAUCUACGGCGUCCUUGAAACGUCAACCAUCAGACUCUUUUCCCACGUGUCGGUAUCAGGUGUUGGUUUUUUUCGAAUAGUGCGCAUUACCAUAUGCGGCACCAAGCAAUCUGUCCAAUUCGUAAUUUGAUAGUAUUUGCUCCAGUUAUAUAUAUUAUAUAUAUAGUAAAGCAAAUUAAUGUCACUUAGUGUCUGUCCUUCCUCCAUCUCAUCAACUUUAUCCCUAACUGGAUGAACACCUUCUGUCCUCCUUACUCCCAAGCUCCUCCUCUUUCAACACCGGUCUGUACCACUUGCCCGAAACUCUCGAUCGUACGUUUGCUUUGUCUUGCGCUGUUCAGCUCACGCGAUCCAUCGGGAACGAUUUAAAGAAAACAUCGAUCGGUGACAAUUACGCAAGGACGGUUCAAGAAACGACGACAUUGAAUCCCAUGGUUACGACACUGCGAUUCGCCUAGGAUCACAGCAUCUCUUCCUAAGGGUAAGUCUAUCGAAAGAUGUAUUGAAGCGAAAGAAGAAGCGCGAUCUUUAAAACAAUCGAUCGAUAGCGGUACGUUUAAACGAACGAAUUAUCGGAUAUGGAGAAACUCGCGGUGUUGUUAAGAAAUUGGAAUAUUUCGUUUUGUUAAAUUUUACAUUUAUUUGCUCGAUAGCUGUUGUCUGUGAUCUCGCGGAAAAUACUGAUAUUUGCAGAGACGACCUUGAUCGAACUAUGGUUAUCAUAUCUGUCGAUCGUUGUCGCGUAUCGAUUUAAUUUCUCGGUGUAUUUUGUCGUUUCAUGGGAUCCAGUGCGCUUUUCUUUUUCGACGUUUCAGCCGAACAGUGGGACACGUAGGCCGAUUUCCGAUUCUGUACUAUCCCGAUAAAGAUUAGCGAAUUCGAUUUGCGCAUGUUCGUUCGAUCGCUGACGACUCGCAGCAGGGUGAAACGAUUUAGAUCUAAACUUUAGAUCUUUGUAGAUAACUUCCGUACUUCCUGUCCGUUUCAUCCUGCGCGAGGCCAUCAGCUAGGAAAUCGUUAAUAGAAAUCAGAAAGAUCAAAGUGAGAAAUUAAGACUGGGCCCGUUCGUAGUUCUCGAUGCAGCGACUUGCGAGGACAAAAGUGACGAAAGUGUCACGGCCAUCUCGCAAACGAUUAGAUCGAGGAUGCGUCUGAGGCGGACCUAGUCCAAAGCAACCAUGCGUUCGAAGGAUUAGUUUAAUUAUGUCCAGAGUGUUGUAUUCGCCUACCAAGGAUUGCAAACUAGUACCUAUAAUUCUUAUAUUAUAUGUAAAAAAUUGACUUAGAUUUAAAGGCAUACCUAGUGGACUGUGGAGUGAUCGGGAGUACUAUUCCGAGACUGAGUUUAGGAUAUCCGUUGUGGAACUAGCGGUACGCCAAUCAGUCCUCACGAUUGUAAAGAAAUCGUGAUGUACGAUCGAUGGAAGAUAUCCAUUUUUCCCAAGCAAGGGGAUCGUACCAUCGAACAAUGUUUUCAUCGAGACAAAAGGAAUUUGUUUGUUAGUCAUUUCGAUAUUAUUUAUUUGUUGAAUGCGAAAUUACUGUUUUGUUUGGAAAAAUUUCAGAGUUCUCAUAAAUAUAUAGAUAUAUAAUACAUUUAUGGAAGAAUCAAUUAAUCAAAAGUCCAAAUUUAGACAUUUUCCUCAUCGAGCGUUCGAAAUAAUAUUCGUCCUUGUAUCUACAUAGCUAUCGUAACUCGGCAACGAACUUCAAUUCUCCAAGACCGUGGAUUCAUUGAACGUUCGAAGAGUUCGCGACACUGAAGAAAAUUCAACGCGGAAAAGCCUAGCGCGCCAGGUGCCGGAAUUCCUCUUUUCAGAUUCGAGGACGGAUGUUAUCUCGGCCAGCCGAAUGGAAAGGGAGCGACCGACUCGCGAGACGAGCGAACCGAACGGACCAACCAACGAAGUCCUAAACGCGGUCUUUAACUGUAAGAGCGACGAAGACGAAGGGUUUACCUUUUAAUUGGUACGUCAGCGAGUAAGUAGGUAAUUUAAUCGGAUGUUAAAUGAAAAUAAAUAUCCCAAUGGAUCUCUAUUCUCUAAGGUGCAACAUUAUCUAAAUUGUAAGGGCCGCUGAAUGAGUGUGCAUGCCUACGGUAUAUUACAUACACAUACACGCGUAUUUUCUGAAUGUUUCGUGCGAGUGUGCGAGCGCGCUCACGCGCCUACAUCCCUAUAUACGCUUGUGUGAGUGCGUGUGCGUGUGUGAGUGAGCGAGUAUGCGUGUAUAUGUGUAUGCACGUGCAGCGUAUGACGAAACCGACGAAACGUAAGCGCGCGCUUUACAUCGAAGAGAAAAAUCGAUAAAGAGAAAGUAGGACCGGCGAGGAUCGGAAUUUCUUUAAAAGUGUAGACGCGCGCGCGCGCGUUCUGUACUUGCGAGCGUGUAGAGAGGGAGAGCGUGAGCGCGGCGCGUGAGUGGAAUGUGUGCGAGAGAAGAGAACGACGGGACGCAGAGCGAUUGAGAGAUUGAGAGGAAGAGAAGAUGAGCUGAGUGGUAAAGCGAGAAAGAACGUUAUAAAUAACGAUAAAUAGAAGCGUGUAGCGAGGAGGGAGGAAGCAACGAAGCAGCGAAAAAUAUGUAUUGUAAUAAUUAGAGUAACUUUUAAACGAAAGAAAAAAUGGAGAAACGGAAUGUACUUACACACAAAGACAUACGUCUGCGCACGAAAAUACACGCGACACACACUGUGAGAUUGGACUUGGAUAGAUGAUAUAUAGAUUCCGCCGCGACUACUAUUAAUACAUUAAUUAUGUAACGACGAAUAAAGUAUUGAAUACACGAGUAUAGGUAAGAUGUUAAUAGAGAU
Bombus pascuorum is the source of this 6553-nucleotide messenger RNA. Its product is annotated as homeobox protein php-3-like. The transcript has 2 exons. The coding region runs from base 1445 to 2983 and encodes 512 amino acids. Lineage: Eukaryota; Metazoa; Arthropoda; Insecta; Hymenoptera; Apidae. The record is from RefSeq and is a predicted model, not a curated record. Gene Ontology annotation, molecular function: RNA polymerase II cis-regulatory region sequence-specific DNA binding; DNA-binding transcription factor activity, RNA polymerase II-specific. Gene Ontology annotation, biological process: regulation of transcription by RNA polymerase II. Gene Ontology annotation, cellular component: nucleus.